Messenger RNA from Eimeria tenella, 515 nucleotides. RefSeq lists its product as uncharacterized. NCBI's taxonomy places the organism in Eukaryota, Apicomplexa, Conoidasida, Eucoccidiorida, Eimeriidae. The annotation marks the transcript as partial. The record is from RefSeq and is a predicted model, not a curated record. The transcript is spliced from 7 exons.
AUGGAUUUGUAUCAGCAGCAGCUCGUUGAGCUCAACGCGGCGCACACUAUGCUUCUCGCAGACCAAGAACAACUUGCUGCGCUGCUGGGGGCCCCCCCAAACCCUCAGGGGCCCCUCAGCGAAGAUUUGCUGCUGCUGAAAAAGGGUUUAGAUUUGCGGCUGUUGGAGUUUCAAGAAGACUGCAGGAGAAUUCAAAAAACGGAAAAGAUGCUGCAGCGGCAGCUCGACGAGCUUUCUCUCGGCUACGACGCGAUGGUUCUCGAGGCCCAGGGCUUCGCGGAGUCAAAACUCAUGGGCCAAGUCAAAGAACUCAAAAAGAUCAUCUACUUGCUGCAGACAGAACUGGACGCGCUGCACUUCCAAAGAGAUGUUUACGCCGAUGAGGCCAAAAGGCUCAGAGGGGUUUGCCGCUACGGAGACUGGAUUCAAGACGGCCUUGCUGACCCCCUCAAGCAGCCCGAGCUGACCCCCCGGACUUUACACCAGAAGUACAGCGGGGCCCCUGUGGAGCACCA